Trichobilharzia regenti is the source of this 737-nucleotide messenger RNA. The record is from the annotation of a GenBank genome assembly. NCBI's taxonomy places the organism in Eukaryota, Metazoa, Platyhelminthes, Trematoda, Strigeidida, Schistosomatidae.
AUGCCUAGAGACCACGAGAGACGCGCCCGCUCCAGGUCACAUGACCGACACAGAAGUCGUGGUGAUAUACAUGAGCGUUCGCGGAGACGUCAAGAUCGCAGAGAUCGCGACUACGAUGAAAGAGACGUGGACAGAGACAGGCAUCGACAUGAAAGAGAGAGGAGAGAUCGCGAUGGCCGAAGGAAACAAGAACACAACCACAGCGAGGAGAAGUGGAAACGUCGUUCACGGUCUCGUAGUCCUGUGACUAAGACUGAGAAAGAGGUUGUGGAAUAUGUGGAAGAAGCACCAGUAGAACCUGAAACUGAGGAAGAAGCUGAGAUGUUACGCACGAUAGGCUUCUGCAGUUUCGGUACAACUAAAGGGAAGCAUGUGAUUGGGAACAAUAUUUAUGUAGCCAAUAUAGCUAAACAGCGGAAGUACCGUCAGUAUAUGAACCGGCGAGGAGGUUUUAAUCGACCUCUCGACCCUGUUGCUUAAAUAUUGUGUUGUAUGUAUUACUGUUUUCGUCUCAAGACGCUAGUUAAAACAAAAAGGUGGUCAACAAAAGAUUUGUGUAAAUAAAAUUCUAACAUUUUGUAAGUAUUAAACUUUAUAGAUGUGAUAACCAUGCACUAUGUGAUGCUUGGUUACAGUUUACAAUACAGAUUAACGCCAGAAAUAAUAGGCGCAUUGAAGAGUUCGCUAUUCUCUGUUCGAUACACUUUGUGUUUAGAGUGAGCUAACUUUUACUGUGU